AUGUCUUUCUCCUUCGGUGGUACACCCAACUCUCUCUCUGAACAAUUUUUUGACGACCUAUCGUUCACUUAUGCUGACCGUGAUGCUACCUUGAGCUUGCUGGGUCACGAGGGCGCGAUACCUUCACUUUCCCAAUAUUCUCUUGCCUCUUCCGGUACUUGUGGUAUCGAUGCGUCCUUUUCCGUCCCUCCUCGUCGCCCAAGCAGCCGUCGUCGCGAACCAGGACACAUCCCUCGCCCUCGUAAUGCUUUUAUUUUCUUCCGCUCAUGGUACAUCAACAAUAUGCAUGAGUCCAAGGAUGUGAAGCAGAACGAAUUGAGCAAACAGGCCGGCGAAAUAUGGAAAAACAUGUCCGUUGAAGAGAAGAAACCUUUCUUGCAAUUUGCCGCUAUCGAAAAAGAGCGACACUAUGCCAUGUUCCCUGACUACGUCUACUCCCCCAACACGACCACGGCAACUAACAAGAAGGCACCCAAGUGCAAAGUCUCUCGCGCUACCUCCAGUUCGGUGUCACCGGAGGCGUCGUCGACUUCGUGGAACCACAUUGGCGAGGUAUUCUAUUCGGAUGGAUAUGAGCCUCUUGCACCAUUCAACAACCAUAUUGAGCACGUCUCCAAUCAACUGGAGUAUCAGCAAUACACGCAGAACACGUCGCCUGAAUGUUUACCUACCCUUCCACACUCCUGGUUCAAUCAGGGAUUGAACGCUGAUCUACCAUCGAUGACUACUCCAUUAUCUCCAAAUCCAUCGUCAUACCCUCUCUCCGACACACCGUUACCCUUGACAUAUGAUAAUCCUUACCUUGGUUUUCUGGACUACACAUUCCCUGACGUGUGUUCAGAGGCAGACGGUCUGAUGCAACAGUUCAUGGAUGACUCGAUGGAAUGGUUAGAGCUCACCAACCCUGUUUCGGGGUUUUCUACGAACUUUGGGCAAUAG
This is a messenger RNA of Psilocybe cubensis, 939 nucleotides long. RefSeq lists its product as uncharacterized. Gene Ontology annotation, molecular function: DNA-binding transcription factor activity, RNA polymerase II-specific; RNA polymerase II cis-regulatory region sequence-specific DNA binding. Lineage: Eukaryota; Fungi; Basidiomycota; Agaricomycetes; Agaricales; Agrocybaceae. Bases 1 to 939 code for a protein of 312 amino acids. Gene Ontology annotation, biological process: negative regulation of transcription by RNA polymerase II; cell differentiation; anatomical structure morphogenesis. The transcript is spliced from 3 exons. The record is from RefSeq and is a predicted model, not a curated record.